Molecule: messenger RNA, 1314 nt
Organism: Odontomachus brunneus
Lineage: Eukaryota; Metazoa; Arthropoda; Insecta; Hymenoptera; Formicidae
Exons: 1
Coding region: 1-1314 (437 amino acids)
Source: RefSeq, a predicted model, not a curated record
AUGUUCCAGCGGAACUUGGAGGCCCUGGUGGUGCCUCGCUUAACGGCUUACCGUCCGUUCCUGGCGGACUUGCCAAUGCAGUGGUCGCAUCUCGCCGGGCUGCCCUUGGCUGAUGACCUUCAGGCCUCGGAUACAGUGUUGGCAGUCUUGGGGGCGGAGUUCUACGCUGCCGUCGUGUUGUCGGAGAUCCGCCGAGGUCCGGCCUUGGCGCCUGUUGCACAAGCCACGCGCCUUGGCUGGGUGCUCUUGGGUCUGACGGCACCGGACCAGGGCACCCAGAGUGUCCACUGCAGCACCGUGCGCUGCGUGGACGAAGCGCUCAACGCAGAAUUGAGGAGGUUUUGGGAGUUGGAGGAGGUGCCCAAGACUUCUCCACUCACGCCAGGCGAGGAGGAGUGCGAGCGACACUUCUCCGCUACUCACACACGACAACGGGACGGCCGGUACCUAGUCCGCUUGCCGCUCAAGCCUGACGCAGUGGUCGGAGAGUCAAAACCUGCGGCGCACGCGUCGCUGGCGAGACUGGAACGCCGGCUCCAGACCAGUCCCGAGCUCCGGAAGGCGUACCACGCCUUUCUUGACGACUAUGAGCGUCGCGGUCACAUGCGUCGCGUGAGCGAGAACAAGGAAGUCACUGGUCGCCCUGGCUUCUACAUGCCGCAUCACCCUGUGAUCGAGGGAUCAGGGUCGGCGCUGAAACUUCGGGUGGUCUUUAACGCAUCUCAGGGAACCGCUACCGGCCCUUCGCUGAACGCGGUUGUCCAUGUCGGCCCCAGACUCCAGCAGGACCUCGGAGGUGUGCUGCUUCGUUGGCGCAUGGAACGGAUAGUAUUCAUCGCGGACAUCGAGCAGAUGUACCGGCAGAUAAUAGUCCACUCUGAGCACCAGCCGCUGCAGCGCAUCCUUUGGCGCCCGUCUUCAACUAGGCCAGUGCAGGUCUACCAGCUGUGCACGGUUACUUACGGAACGGCCUGCGCUCCCUUUCUGGUGCUGCGCGUCCUGCAGCAGUUGGCCCGAGACAAGGGCACACGCUAUCCGCAAGCGGCGGAACUUCUGCGGCGUUCGACGUAUGUGGAUGACGUCCUGGCUGGCGCUGCCUCUGUCGAGGAGGCCCUCACCCUGCAGACGGAACUGAUUUCGCUCCUCCGGGCAGUCGGGUUUUCCUUGAAAAAGUGGGCCGCCAACACAGUGCUGGAGUCUGUGCCUAUGGACUGCCGUCUAUCACUGGUGCCCUUGCGGGACCAUGCGGAAUUGGGGACCCCUGUGUUAGGUGUCCAGUGGAUACCGGAGGAGGACGCGUUCGGGUACGGCUAA